This is a messenger RNA of Apodemus sylvaticus (European woodmouse), 2979 nucleotides long. Its product is annotated as KIAA0408 ortholog. The record is from RefSeq and is a predicted model, not a curated record. Lineage: Eukaryota; Metazoa; Chordata; Mammalia; Rodentia; Muridae. The transcript has 6 exons. The coding region runs from base 205 to 2151 and encodes 648 amino acids.
CACUGUGGAAGAUGGAUGGACUUAAAAGAAUCACUGAGACUGUUCUUUAAGACAACUAGCUCUCUGCCCCACCUCUUCCAUUGCUAGACUGGCCACACAGAGCCUGAUCCCCAAAGAGCAAGAAGGCUUUAUUUUAAAGGCAAGUGAGAUCUCUUCAAAGCAAACAGUUUAACACUUCCAAGAAACGGCUGAGAGAAAGAAGAGAUGAGCAGCAAUCCCUUGGCUGACACUCACACAGUUGCCGCGGACCUCCAUGGGCAGUGGGAGGACACAGAGGCCAACUGGCAUAAGGAAAAGAUGGAGCUACUGGACCAGUUUGACAAUGAAAGGAAAGAAUGGGAGAGUCAGUGGAAGCUCAUGCAAAAGAAGAUUGAAGAGCUUUGCCAGGAAGUAAAGCUGCGGAGGAAAUUGAACAUGAAUGAACAUUCUAAGGUCAUUGAUCUCUGCCAUGACCAAGAUAAAACAGAAUCACCUCCAAAUCACCUCAACUCAGUGCAAUGUGAAUUCAGAGUGCUGAAUCACCAAGAUGAUCCAGAAAAGGAAAAGAAAACAGAAAGGGGUUUCCUUGGGGAGAAAAGUCAAGCGUCUCAAGAACAAAAUAUACACAGAAAACCCAAAGUGGGGUUUCAGAAUCCUUUGGCCACAGACAGGAAGGCAUGUGAGACCUGGGCUGGUGAGAAGACUUCUAUGGAGAGUAAAGAUUGUUCUGUCGCCCUUAACACAGCUCUUGAAGAACUAGCAAAAGUUAGUGAAGAAUUGUGCACCUUUCAAGAGGAAAUCCGAAAUCGUUCUAACUACAGAAGGAUGAAAUCAGAUCCCAUUCUCCAGGAAAUGCCAAACAUAAUCCAUGUUCUUCCUGAGGACUGCUUGAUCAGCAAUGGCCAGGGCAUUAUUCCAACCAAUUUGGAGAAAGAAAUGAAGAAAAAGAAUCUGAGCUGUGCCAGAGGACUCCAAAACCAUUCCAGGAACAACUGUGGAAUUGAUAGAACUGGUUUACAAAGAGGUGAAGCUCCACCAGCUCCCCCUCCAAGAAGCACCUCUCGAAAUCUCCCCAGCUCAUAUUCUGAACAAGCCCAAGAAAGACUGAAAGAAAGUUUAUACCAUGCAUGGGUGGCCCAUGAGAGUCAAGACAAAACAAAUAGCAAUCCUCUUUUCCUCUUGAGGCAGUCCCCACUGUUUCCACAAGAAGGCAAGAGUUUGAAAGAUAGUCCCAUGUUUUCUUCCUCUUGGACACCAGAAGUCAAAAUAGAUAGAAAGAGUCCAGGUAACAAAGACAUUGGACUUAAUUUGUGGUCAUGUGACACUGUAUUAGGUACAAAAGAGAGCCCUUCCAGGCCAUCUCAAAAAACCAGUUUUACCUCCAGUGGAGCAAUAUUUGAAAGGGUGUUCCCAGAUAACCCUACGAAAUUGCAUUUUGAUCAGCAUGUGAAAAAUGACUUUCAUCCCUCAGUGACACAGAAGGUCCCAGUUAGAAGUUACAACUGCAAUCUGGAACCAACUCCAAGGAAUGAAAAACUGGCUGCAAAGAUUGAUGAGUUUAACAGAACUGUUUUCAGAACAGACAGAAGUUGUCACGCAGUUCAGCAAAGUGAAAUCUAUACAAAAUCAUCUGAUAAUCUUAAUACCUCUGAUAUCUCCACUGCUCACAGAGCUGACAUAUCAGAAGGUGACAGAGGGACCAGUGUUCUGAAAGCUAGUGAAGAUGUGCCUGUUCCCAUGGAAAAUGUGUUCAGUGAUCCCACAAAAAUAUACUCAGCAGGCCUGGUCAAACAAAUGCAGACAUGUGAGAGUCCCAGCAGCUAUCAGCUUACACUCCACGAGCACGAUUGGAGAUCCAACAAUUUUUUGAGCAGGCCAAGGUCAGCUGAUUCCAGAUCAAAUUAUGGUGUUGUGGAAAAGCUGCUGAAAACCUAUGAGACAGAGGCAAGGUCUGCACUGCAAAACUCAAAAUGCUUCAGGGAUAACUGGACCAAAUGUGGUUCUGAUGAAUCCAUAGCAGUGAAAGCCUCCAAUGGAAAAGGAUUUUCUCGACCUGCUAGACCAGCAAAUCGUCGGCUCCCAUCCAGAUGGGCGUCCAGAUCACCGUCUGCACCCCCAGCCUUGCGGAGGACUGCUGGCAGCUACAACGUCUCUCUGCAAACAGAAGCCUAGAUGCUCUAGAUCUCUAGCCUGGAUUGCUGGAUUACAAAAGUUCUCAUACCUUUUGCCAAACUGAAUAUUCAGGAUGUUUACAAAGGGUCCUUUUCUCUUUUAAGACCACUGGGACAGUGAUCUAAAUCCUAACUUUCCAUCAUCAGUCUUCAGUGUUUUUAAUCUAUAGGAUUAUUUUCUUAUGUACUUUAAUUUCUCUCAUUAGUUUUUUUAAUUGUCAUCCUCAUUGACUUUCCAAUAUGAUUUAAGUUGACACGGUGUACAAUAUUGUAUAUUCUACCUUUCCUUGCAAAUGCAAAAAACAAGGUUCUGUGCAUGGCAAUGUGUUUGUGAGUGCAUGUGUUGUCAUAGGAAGUAUUCUGGUAUGUCUUUAGGUAAAAAUUUAUGUGCUAGUGUUGACUAUGAAAUUAUAACAUGUAGACCUAUGUAUUCUUUGUGUUUAUUUUAAAGCUUUGAAAAUAUACAAUCCUAUGUAUAUUUUGCAUACCUUUUAACAGGUACCCACCUAAGGCAUCUGACGUUCGUGUAUCAUUCAAUGACUUCCUUGGCCACUAACUAUAUUGAAAAAUAAGAAUUAUACACAAACCUAACAUUAUCAAAUUUCCAGAAAUCAAUCUUAAAUAGCAUUUUAACCCAUAUGAAGAUAACUGAUACUAUUGAUUUUUUUGUUAAAUGGAAAUGUCACAGGUUUAGUAUAACAGCCUUCUAGAGCAAGCAUACGAUGCUCACACAUGCUUUUAUAUAUCAUCUGAUAGUCUGAUGUGGCUUUAACUGUGUACUUGUCUCUCAGAACCAGGAUCUUUAGACUGCCUUAAUAUGACAGGACAA